Molecule: messenger RNA, 1853 nt
Organism: Cyprinus carpio (common carp)
Lineage: Eukaryota; Metazoa; Chordata; Actinopteri; Cypriniformes; Cyprinidae
Product: keratin, type I cytoskeletal 19-like
Molecular function (GO): structural molecule activity
Source: RefSeq, a predicted model, not a curated record
GUUUCAUCAUUGAAUGACAUACUAACUUCCAUAGAUCUUCUCACUCAGCCAUGUCGGUCCGUUGCAGUAGUAAGACGUUCACCACUCGGAGUGUGAUCGGGUCAUCUGGCCUGGGUUCCUCUAGUGGAUUGGUCAUGAACGGAUUGGGGAGUUCAGGGUCCUCUUUGUCUUUCAGUGGACAACAUUAUGGCAGCGCUGGGGGCUUUGGCGCAUGCAUCUCCAGAUCUUUGUCCUCCUCAUCCUUGACGACAGCUAGUUAUGAGGUCGCAUUGCAUGGCAAUGAGAAGGAGACGAUGCAGAACCUCAAUGACCGCCUGGCAUCUUACCUGGAGCGGGUGCGCUCUUUAGAGCAGGCCAACGAGAAACUUGAUCUGCAAAUUAAGGAGUUUUAUGACAACAAGACACCGCUGCAGAGCAAAGACAUGAGUGCUUAUUUCAAAACCAUUUUGGAGCUCCGCACACAGAUUAACAGCCGUUAUAUGGAGAACGCUAAGCUCCAUCUGAAGCUGGACAACACCAGACUCACAGCUGAAGAUUUUAAACUGAAGUAUGAUACUGAAAUGAACCUGCGUAUGGUUGUGGAAGCGGAUUUGGCUCGACUGCGGAGGGUUCUGGGAGAGAUCAAACUGACCAUUGGAGAUCAAGAGAUCCAGCUUACUGCACUGAAAGAGGAGCUGCUGUACCUCAAGAAGAGCCAUGAAGAGGAUCUGCAUUUGUUGCGAGAGCAGCAAAGCGGCUCUGUUAACGUGGAGAUAGACUGUGUAUCUCAGUCAGACCUUGACAAGGAGCUGCAGGAGAUGAGAGCUCAAUAUGAGAUGCUUAUUGAGAAAAACCGCGGAGAGGCUGAAAGAUGGUUCCAGAGCAAGGCGGAGGUGUUGCAAACUCAGGUGACCACCAGCUAUACUGAAAUCAAGACAUCUCAGACUGAGCUCACUGAUCUGGAGAGAACUUUCCAGAGCCUGGAGAUAGAACUGCAGGGGGUUCUCACAAUGAAACAAAACCUGGAGCAGAGUUUGGAUGAUGUAGGCCUGCGCUAUUCAGACCAGCUGAGUCAGCUGCAGUUGCGCAUUGACCACCUGCAGGAGGAGCUAGAGAAACUCAAUGCCAACAUCAAACAACAGGCUUCAGAGUACCAGCUACUGCUGGACAUCAAGAUGAGGCUGGAGAUGGAGAUUGCUGAGUACAGGAGGCUGCUGGAUGGAGAAGCUCACACGACCUCCAUAAUCACAUGUGAAUCUUCCAUGACUAAAACUUGCGUGGCAGAAGUGGAAAUGGUGACAGAAGAGCCAGAAACGGUGACCAAAACAGAUGAGAUAGUGGAAGAGCAAGAGCAUAACCAUCACCACCAGCGCAGAGUGACAUUCAUUGUGGAGGAGCUUGUGGAUGGUAAAGUCGUAUCUUCUUCUGUUAAAGAGCAAGUCCAAGAAAUUAGCUGAGAAGAUAAUGUAACAGCAAACACAAUCUUGCAUGUAAUCUACAGUAUACAGACAAAUGUUAUGGCUAGGGUGGCCAUAUGUCCUCUUUUACCCUGGCUGGGAUUUCUAAAUGGCCUGUGUUUUCCUAUUGUUUUCAUACUUGAAUCGUGGCAGGCGAGAAUGGCGGGAUCUACAGAGAAUGGUCAAAGCAAUGCAAAUACACAUAUAAUGUAUGAGACAAACCUGGACAUUUUGGGCAACUUAGAAAUCCCAGCCAGGACAUGUAUGGGAAAAAGAGGACUUAUUGUCAUCAUAGUUAAUGGAAAGAUUAAAUGUAAACAAAUCAGUAUCAAUCAUUAACAGUUCUGUGGGAUUUUUGGGAUUGUUGGAAUUUUUUUUUUCUUGCACUAAGAAUAAAAUGUGUUUAUGAUCAAGUAU